CCGAACAGGUGCGCAGAGGCCCAUCAGCUAAUUUUCAGGACUCAGAUGUGCAACUAUUAGCUGCAUAUGCGGCGGAGCGGUACGCAACAUCGUUGAUCAACCUAGACUCUAUGGAAAGAUGAAAGAGAUUAUUCAAAUGGCACGGCGGAGUACCUUAUAUCGCGAUUGGACUUCACCUUUCCUCGCUGCGAUGCCUCGAUCAGUACGCAAGAUUACGCAACCCGAAAUUAAUCAACUCGACAGGGUGAUCAAGGCAAGCUAGUUUUACCCACAUUAGUUUCACGUGAAGGGUACCGGGCAGAGGCGGGGUAAUCACGGUUUACCCCUCCUGGCUGUCAUGUUCUUCCUCAUGAUACGAACCAUUCCCUUCAGUACUUUGAUAUAUUCCAUGCUCUUCUGUCUUCACUUCUAUUGCAAAUUAUGGCAAAUGCUCUUGGAUUCGAGAUUGUUGAGGCUGUGGUCUCAAGUGCGCUUGCGAACGAGGCAGCGGAUGCACUACUAAAACAAACUCAGCAUCGCCGGGAGAAAUAUGAUGCCUACAACGUACCUAAUGAGUGUCUUUUAAUAGUGAACAAAUUUCUUGAGAGCCCUGGCACGAGUGCCCUUGCUGAAUUCUUGAAGCUGACCGCUCUACCAUUGAGACCAACAAAUGUCUUUGCUGGCAUGUUCCGCGAAACAAACGCCGAUCCGAACAAACUGAAGACUGCCGAAGAAGGCGAAGUCUACAUUACUAUCGCGCUGACUGAUCUUUCUCCCAAAAACGGCUGGUAUACUUUCUACCCCGGCUCGCGUAAAACGCAGCCUCUGACAUCAAUGGAACCUGUCGCUCUUGAUCUCAAGGCGGGUGAUGCUGUGAUUUGGCGAGGCGAUCUGGUCUAUUUCCACACUCCCGGUGGAGGUGGCAUGUUUCUGACUCUAGUUUAUAAUAAAUGUGCUGCUACUUGACAACCGAGAGGAUAGCAUGAUUGGAGUCAUAUCAUUGAUUAGGGUUAUUGGAACGUGUCGCUAUUCAAACAAUGUAUAAUUCUGAUCCCAACUCG
This is a messenger RNA of Coccidioides immitis RS, 1040 nucleotides long. RefSeq lists its product as uncharacterized. The record is from RefSeq and is a predicted model, not a curated record. The coding region runs from base 421 to 945 and encodes 174 amino acids. The transcript is spliced from 2 exons. NCBI's taxonomy places the organism in Eukaryota, Fungi, Ascomycota, Eurotiomycetes, Onygenales, Onygenaceae.